GCUGCACAUCGUCGUCGUCGACGCAUGCUGCUUCUUCUUCUUCGCCCCGAUGGUGUACGUUAAAAAAUAGCAAAUUCAGUGUUGUAUUCAUUUUACGUAUUACAAUAACAACAACAAAAAAAGCAGCAGCUCUUGUCACAGUGAGUCCAAGACGUGGUCGCGCGCGUGCGUUAUAGUUACAUACAUAUAUCGUGCAAUUGAUAUCGCACGAAUUCGCUAGCUACGAAUCCUGCAGAAAAACAGCAGCAAAAUGAGCUUCCUCUUUGGAAGCCGUUCUUCAAAAACCUUCAAGCCAAAAAAGAACAUACCAGAAGGUACCCAUCAAUAUGAUUUGAUGAAACACGCUGCAGCAACAUUGGGUUCUGGUAAUCUGCGUUUGGCUGUUAUGCUGCCAGAGGGUGAAGAUCUGAAUGAAUGGGUAGCAGUAAACACUGUGGAUUUUUUCAAUCAAAUCAACAUGUUGUAUGGAACAAUCACAGAAUUUUGCACAGAAGAUAGUUGUCCAAUCAUGUCAGCUGGACCAAAAUAUGAAUACCAUUGGGCUGAUGGCCUCACAGUGAAAAAACCUAUCAAAUGUUCUGCUCCAAAGUAUAUUGAUUACCUUAUGACAUGGGUACAAGACCAAUUAGAUGAUGAAACACUUUUUCCAUCCAAAAUUGGUGUACCUUUUCCCAAGAAUUUUCUCUCUAUUGCAAAAACAAUCCUGAAACGAUUGUUCCGUGUGUAUGCUCACAUUUAUCACCAACAUUUUAGUGAAGUUGUUCAACUUGGCGAAGAGGCUCAUUUGAAUACUUCUUUCAAGCAUUUUAUUUUCUUUGUUCAGGAGUUCAGUUUGAUUGAAAGAAGGGAGCUGGCCCCCCUUCAAGAGCUUAUAGAAAAGCUUACAGCAAAAGAAACUCGAUGAAUAUCUCUUAUUGUAGAGUAAACUAGAGCAGUAAAACAAUUAUUGUAGGUACAACUGAGGCAACAUGAAACUAACAAAAUCAGAAGAACUGUGGGAAAAAUCUUCCAAAGAAUCUCUUUGAUUUGAAGUUACAUCUAUCGUUUAAAUCAUUUCAGCACAGAUAUUUCGGUGUUCACGAAAGUUGCUUAGAACAACUUGCAUGUGUGAAAAAUUAGUCAUGAACUUUAUUCAACUCUUUUUCUGCAUGAAAACACUGACAAUAUAGUGAAAUGAACUAUAGUGAUUGUUGUUUAUGGAAUUUAGUGUUAUUUGACAAAACCGUAAAAAAACGAUUGAAUUUGAACAAAAAUAUGGAUUAUCAACGAUAGCGCAUUUUAAAUGACCAUUUUCGAUUGCAAGUUCGAACGCAAAUAGACUCUCUUCUAUUUAAUUUUUCGACGUGACCAUUCAUAUUGUAUCGAUUCUCUGCCCGAGUUAUCGCUUCGUUACAUCUCGUUGAUAUUUACAAGUUUUGCUCUCUGUCCUUUUUCUUCCAAAGUCUAAUUACAUUGAAAUAGUCACGAAAGACUUAUUUGCACAUGACAUUACAUAAAAGCUUAAUGACAAGAAUGUGAAAGAUUAUGGCUUAAUUACUACAGCAUUCCUACUUUAUGGGUGCUUUGAUAUUUAAUUUAAUUAAUUGUUUAUUGUUAUUUUAAAAAGGAAGUUUUCAGUCAUCCACACAGACUAUGAAUUAAGGAUGAUUUGCAAAUCUUGUAUUAAUGCUAUUAUUAUAAAUAUUAUAAUUUUAUACACAUCUACAUGAUUAUAAUUUACUGCAAAUUAUUCAAGAUGAUAAACGCUUUUACUCAUCUACUGAAAGUGAAUAUCACCAUAGAAGUUUGAUUUUUAUCUCAUAAUUGCUUUGAUGUUUCAAAUCAAUUCUAUGAAUGAAAUUCGCACCGAUCAACCCGAGAAAUUUGUUUUUCAUGAAAAAAAUUAUUGCUACGCUGUGUCGUAAGAAAAUUUAUAAACGAUGUGUUUGUUAUAUUAUAUUUAUAUAUUUAUACUAACUACUUUUAGUGGACACACGACAGUUUUUUUCUGUUUUUAUUGAUAAUAUACUUCGUACUUUAAUUCUACGAGAUAAUCAUGAACUUACUUUCAUUGAAGGUAUGCUGAUUAUAUAAUAUCGUAAUCAUAAUUUGUAAUUAAGUGAUGACAAAAAUUUUAUUAUAAACUUAUAAUGUAAAAAAUUCGCGCUUCCGCUUGUAUCGUUUAGUUCUUUAUUUUUAUAGUAAUCGUGUGCACUGAUUUUUUUUUUAUCUAGCUUAAAAAGUCGAAAAGAACUAAAUCUCACGAAAAUUGUGAAUUGUGUAAGAGAUAAAUCAAUUUAGAAAGUUUUAAGAAAAACCAGAAAACGUAUACAAUUUAAAAUUUAAGGAUUGCGAUUGUAUCAAUUGCAUUCUAUCAAAAGAAUAAGACAUAUUAAAUAUCGUGGAACCUACAGAAAUUGGGAAAUUGGCUCCCUCGAUGCAGCCACAUUAUUGUAUAAGAGAAUAUUCAUGCACUCUAUUUUUUUUUAAUCUCAUAAUAAUCAAUGAAAGGCAAGAAGCAUUGCAUGCUGAAAAGAUUCUUGAGUCCUGAUCUAUUUUGUACGAUUUAAAAUGAACGUCAAUUGCCUUAAAAAUUGACACAUAUUUUUCGUCAAUAAUUCGUCAUCAAGGUUGCCUUACGAAGUGCGAUGAGAAUCAAGAAUCGUUUUUCAUGCCAAUGUGCGGGUAAAAAAGUAAUAAAAAGAAAACAAGAUAUUUUUUAAUGUCGAAAAAAUACGAGCUUGAGAGACUUAAUGUGAGAACGAUCGUAUAUAUUAUAUUGAUAUAUAUUCAAUACAAAAAGAAGAGAUGGGCACUAAAUAAGACACUGCCAAUUUAUCUGCCAAUUAUCGGAAAGCACUUGGUAUCAAAAAUAUAUCGAAUGAAAUGAAAUAAAUGUAUCAUUCAAUUUUGAAAAUUCAUACCAUCUUUAUAUUGUUUGCGUAAAAUCUUUUUCGCAUCAUUGUUUUUCAUAAUUUACUAUAUGACAAGGGAAGCAUUUGUCAAUCCGUUCGACAUAUUAUAUUGUAUACGUGGAGGAUUGAGACAAUGUUCAAUAUUUCGUAUUAUAUGCUUAUACGUAUGUAAAAAGGUCGAGAAAGCGAAGACACAUUGAUUUUUGGUAAUAUUCACCCUCUGUACUUAAAAGGGGGAAAGAUAAUCAUGCGUCUAAGCCGCGGUAAUACGUGUUCGUGUGCAGCUCUCGGAGUUAGGGUGAAAAAAGUCGAAUCGGGGGCGAAACGUAGACGCUUAAAUGAGUUACUCGAUUCUGACAUGCGAUGUACAUUUUGAAUAUUAUGUAUACUUUCCUAACACGCAGAAAAUAUAAUACUUAUUCCUUUUUUUCAUA
This is a messenger RNA of Trichogramma pretiosum, 3328 nucleotides long. It is a transcript of the gene mats, whose product is annotated as MOB kinase activator-like 1. Gene Ontology annotation, biological process: positive regulation of protein phosphorylation; hippo signaling. Bases 251 to 904 code for a protein of 217 amino acids. Lineage: Eukaryota; Metazoa; Arthropoda; Insecta; Hymenoptera; Trichogrammatidae. The transcript has 5 exons. Gene Ontology annotation, cellular component: nucleus; cytoplasm. Gene Ontology annotation, molecular function: protein kinase activator activity. The record is from RefSeq and is a predicted model, not a curated record.